Molecule: messenger RNA, 5651 nt
Organism: Harmonia axyridis
Lineage: Eukaryota; Metazoa; Arthropoda; Insecta; Coleoptera; Coccinellidae
Product: kazrin
Exons: 17
Coding region: 397-3639 (1080 amino acids)
Molecular function (GO): protein binding
Source: RefSeq, a predicted model, not a curated record
CAGUCGUCGAAUGGACUCCAGUCGGUAACGAGACCCCAGAAUUAAUAUACACACCGUUUGCCGUGACGAAUUGCCAUCUAUACAACCUUUAAAAUGUCAUAAUUCGACGACGAAUUUGAAUCGACGCGACCGCGUUAUCGAUUCGAACGUAACCGGCUCCUACACCCUCUAAAAACCCCUCUUCCCACACCUGCAGCUCGAGGAAAUUCCUGAACCCCGUCGAUAAAAGCCGUCUCUACGAAUUGAUGGAAGAAAACGGAGUGAUCAGUGAUUUUGGAACUGUUUAACUGCGACGUGAACGAUGACUUGGAAAUAACGCCAGCUAAAGGUUCGAGAAAUUCCCUUGACACUUGAGAUGUGGGGGAAAGCUUAUGCCACGCAAUAUGCGUCGCCUCCAUGGCGAUGCUGAUGCGUCGCCUCUUCGUAGAUACCCAGGUCAAGUUUCGCAGAAUGGUAGAAGAACACUCAGCGAACCUAACAUCUCGGAUCAACUCCGACUACCCCAACACGAUCCCAGCACCUCUAUCCAGUCCAUCGUCCCAAUUCGACAACCUGAGAUUAUCGAACUCAUCCUCGGAAGCCCUGGACUCCUUUGUCACACCCCUGCUGUCCGCCGAUAAGGAAAGAGACGCCUCGAGCGAUUUGGACGUGCGGACGGCCAUCAGCGAGCUCAAGAAGGAAGGUUAUCGCUCCUCCAGGCCCAGUUCCAUUGAAUCACGUCGCAGCAAGUCUCUUGUGAAUGCCAGUUCCGCCUCUGUCGACUCAGGUGAAGAAGCGAAACCAUCGAAAAGGGACGUGAAGAAGACUCGUUCGAACCCCGUUAGGUGUAGUGAAACGCAAAACGUUUUUAGUGACAGAGUUAGUGAGUACAAAAAUAACAUCAUGACGGUCGACGAGAAUGUUAGUCCUUUGAAGGACAGAUCCUCGCCGGACAGUGCUGAUAGGUUAAGUAAGACCGGAUCUCCCAAGCCAGGAUGCAGCAGUCAUCAAGAUGCUGAAUCAUCUUCAUCACGUUCCCCGAGAAGCAGCGACGGCAACCAAGAUGAGCUCUCAUCGAUGCUUUCGUCACCCACAUCUUACCCAAAAUCGGCACUUACCAUCAGAAAGUUGAGGUUAGAAAAUGAACGGUUGCAGGCCGAACUUACUCGACUACGUAGACUGGUCGUUUCCGGUGCAACUUCCGUUCUGGCCGAUAAAAAAACACCAACAGAAAGCAGUGCUGAUCCAACUGGAAAAAUUCACUCCUUGGAAAUGGAAUUGCAACUAGCGAAAGAAGCACUAUUGACUUUGAAAUCAGACCGGAGACGUUUGAAAGCCGAGAAGUACGAUCUGCUCAAUCAGAUGAAAGAUAUGUACGGAACUUUGGACGAUAAAGAAAAGGAAUUGCGAGAUUUCAUCAGAAACUUCAACACGAGGGUAAGGGACACGAACAGUUCCGUGCAACAGCUCUCUACGGAAAGGGAGGAGCGCGAGAGAGAGCGCUGGAGUUUGCUGAGGCACGCUAGAGACGAGGCGGAAAGAAGUUUGUCUCUGGCUGCCCAACUGAAUGCCAAGGAGGUUCAGCUUCAGAUAGCGCAAGAGCAACUUCAAGAGGCCCGCAGACAGCUUGCUUCUAGCGGCUGUUUAUCAGACCAGGAAUCACUAGCCUCGCUGCCUAGGCAUGGCAUAAACGGUGGAGCUCUAACACCCGGUUCGGGAGGUUUGAUCUCAGGUCACCACGGCCUAGGUUUGAUCUCCGGAGACCGUGGCAGUUGCAGUGCCGAUUCGGGUGUUAGGGUCAGUUCUGACAGGGAAAGCGGUGCUACUUCUAUUGCCGGUAAUCUGUCCGACUCGACCACCGAUGGAACUCCUACGAUAACCAUAGAAGGUGGAAAUAUCGAUGCCGAUUCGGUUUCUAUAGUUUCUUCGUUACCGCCACCACAUAUGUACCAAACUAUUACAACUAAAGACUGUAGUCCAACACUAUCUCCACUAAAUGCUAACAAUUUCUCUAGAUCUAUUGACUCAAGUGUUUUGUCCAGGUCUGUGGAACAACUCAGUUCGCCGAUAGAACCAGAACCAAUCAGUAUAAGUCGAAGACCAAAACAGCCACAGACAAGAACCAGUGGAGGCAGGGGCGGAACAUGGGGUAGUAUUUCUAGGGUUUUUGCGCGUUCAAGGCAUAGAAACAAGGCCAGUUCCCUACAAGAAACAAGUGAACACGCAUUCGAACCGUAUAGAAGUUGGUCACCUCUCACGGAAGAAGGUUACGCAGAAAAAUUGAGGUUACUGAGGGAGGCAUCCACGAUACCAAUGGAGAGGUGGAGGGCUCCCACCGUUUUAGCUUGGAUAGAAAUCGCGCUUGGGAUGCCACAGUACGGAGCCAGAUGUGCUGAGAAUAUCAAGAGCGGAAAGAUUGGUCCUUUGCAUGGCCAGGUGCUCUUAGAGCUCAGUGACCUUGAACUGGAAUGCGGUCUUGGUGUAACUCAUCCGAUGCACAGGAAAAAACUUAGGCUUGCGGUCGAAGAACACAGACAUCCGUCAUUAGUAAGAUAUCCAUGCAUCUCUCAAUUGGGCCACACUUGGGUUUCUAGCGAAUGGUUACCCGAUUUAGGACUCUCUCAGUAUGGAGAGAAUUUCGCGUCAAAUAUGGUAGACGCAAGGAUGUUGGAACAUCUUAGCAAAAAAGAAUUGGAAAAAUACUUAGGGGUGAAUAGAAAGUUCCAUCAAGCUUCUAUAGUUCACGGUAUCCAUCUACUUCGAAUAAUGAAGUACGACAGACAGGCUUUAGCUGUAAGACGACAUCAAUGCGAGACCAUGGAUGCUGACCCAUUGGUUUGGACGAAUCAUCGAUUCAUUAGAUGGGCGAGAAGCAUCGAUCUGGGAGAAUACGCUGAUAAUUUGAAAGACAGCGGUGUGCACGGUGGUCUCGUAGUGUUGGAGCCUUCAUUCAAUGGAGACACUAUGGCAACAGCCCUUGGCAUACCUAGUAGCAAAUCAAUAAUAAGACGUCACUUAACUGCUGAACUGGAAGCUUUAGUCUUGCCUGCAAGAUCCACACUUGAACACUAUGUUCGUCUAAGAGCUAAAUCACGUGCUACUGGAGGAUCCCUUGGACGUACCUUCUCCCGUUCUUGUGCUGGAUUGGCAGCCCCCCACCCCACCUCUGUGUUGAGUAGAGAGCAGCAUUUGACCGAGACAAGAAGGAGCACCAUAAGGGGAUCCAUAACGAGAGCCUUAGGCCUGUCGAAGACCAAAUCGGAACGAGAUAGAGAAAAGCACUCGCCCACCUCGAGUUCCGAAAGCUCGUCCAUAAGGAGCAGAGCCAGUCCCACCUACUUCUACAAAGCUUCCAGAUCAGGGGGUGAAUCCCCCAUCUAUGCACAGCCCUUCGCGAAUCAGCAUCCCCCGUCGAUGUACAACAGGAAGUCCGAAGACUACGACAUCUACCUCAACAGGAGAUCGAUGGAAGAUUACGAGACCAAGAAUCCCCCACUGCCGAAGCCCGACAGGGACAGGAACUCGACCCAUUCCGGCAAACUGAACCCGUUCGAAGUGUUCGUGGGCGGCAAGCCCAGUCACAAGCCCAGGAAGCAGCACAGGAGGGUGAGGAGCAUCAGCGACAUCGACGCCAUCAACAGCGAACCCGCGCCUACGUAGCAUUCGGAGAAUUCAAAUCAGCGAUAUGAGUUGCACUUUUGAUUUUUAGUUAUCGAAGCGAGAUGAGAUGGAUAAUAACACGGCCCAGCACUUUUUGGAACAGGCAUUUUUUUAUUUUUAUCAAAAAUACUGUUCUGGUUUUUGAGAUAUAAAAUGUUUCUCGCUUUGUUAUAAUUACCGGCAAAUUACAAGAGCCAGCGAUUAGGAACAUUUGGCUGGGUAAGAUUUUUCCCCAAACACCUAAUGCACACAUCGUCAAAAGUCUUGGUCCCCCCUAGGUUUAUCCAGAAAUAAACAAUCUAUGUUCCGGAAAUGAGAUGAUUAUUUCCUCUAUUUCAACUCCAAUAUAUUCGAUAGAGAAUCUUUGUUUUUUACUCUCAUUUUCCUUAUGCAGGAUGAGACAAAAUAGGAAAAAUGAGAAAAAAUCGAAAUUUAUCCAUUAUUUUUGAUUGAUUAUAGCUAUUCCACAACUGAAUUCAAAUUCAAUAGUCCGGAUUAUCACCUCUUCUUUAAUUCAACUGCCCAAUACGCCUAGGCAUCCCACGAAUCAACUCAUUAAUUAAAUUUUCAGGCAUAUCGUUUCAUCCUUCCUGAAAGGCUAAACUCAAUUCCUGAAAAUUCGAAGGUUGGUUUUGCCCUCCCUAAUUAUUCCUUUACGUGUUCAAUUGGGUUCAUGCCUUGUGAGUUUGUUGGCCAGUUAAUUCUCUAGCUGUUGUUCUCUUGAAGAACGUUUUGAACCCUUCUUGUUCUGUGUGGUGGGGAACAAUGAUUUGUUCAAUGAUGUUUUCUACGUAGAUCGUACCAUUAAUUGUUCGUUCAACGAUGAUAAGAGGGAUACAGCGACCAAAAACUAGCACAUUAUUGAUCCGCUUCGAAAGGGCACAACAUCCCGGGCAAAAUUCAAUCACUCUAGUCUGCCUGGACCUCUCCAAACCCUUUUUUGUCGACUAUCACUUUGUAAACCGAAUAGUGAUGUGGUCAAAACCAGUAUUGGUGGUGUUCUGUCCUUUGCCGACGGAUAGCUCUAUGUUCAGGUGAUAUUCAAGGUUCUCUUAGAUGUCUUCUUGCCCUUGAAUUUAAGUAAUGCAACCGUCUCCUUAUUGAACUGGCUAAGACUACCAGCCUAUAGAUCUUCAAAAAAUGACUUCGAAGGGCUGUUGUCUUCUACCUGUUAUAUACCUACAAUAUUUCUUCGUUGGCUGAUCAAAUCGGUACAGAUUCAAUUACCAUAAUUCAUAAAACUAAUUUUGUGUAUCUCAAAAACAAGAACCAGGCAUGAUGAACCUCAGCACAUCGAAUAUAUCAUAAUUAUAUGAAUCUCCCCUUUUGCCACACUUGGAAACAAGAAUGUUGGGCUGUGUGACGGUCUUAAAAUUUGAAGUCGCCAACAGUAAAAAAUUUCAAUUUUUUCUAAGCUGAAAGUGGAACCUGUUUUUUCAUAUUUGUGCUCGUGAGUAUACGUAAAAACGCUGAGACAUUACACUCAGCAAACCUCUGAAAUACUGUUGGAGAUUCAGAAUAUGAAAGCUGGCUACAUAGUGAAAAUUUCAGUGGAUUAACCAUUAAUUAUACUAUUUAUAAUUAAUUAUUAUAUAAUAAAAUUCAUACAUUAAUUUCAUGAAGAUAUACAUUUUAAGUCGCCAAGUUUAUUCAUUUGCAUUUCGACCUCACAUUUUGGGAACCUCAAUAUCUUAUUAGAGUCGAUCUAUUCCUUUAGUUAUUUCCUUUUAUGUAUUUCAUUCAGCAGAUUUUCUUUUCAUCCAUUCAGUUAGAUCAUUUUUCUAGACAUCUACAUUUCAUCAAUUUUCUUCCAUAUCCAUCUAAUCCACAAUCAAGGAACAUAAUAUUCCAUAUGAUAUAUCACAAGGUUAUCUCGAUUUCUACAUCUUUAUUCCAAAUUCAUGUUGUAAUGAUUUUCGUUUCUUACACCUGUUCAUAAUUGAUGAAGAUUUUCAUUUUUAAAAUGAUUGUUUACGAUUGACAAUUCAACUUUAUAUCCAUCUAUACAUUUU